AUGUCGUCACGACGUGAUUCCUGUUUAAGAUUUAGUAAACCUUGUUUCUGUGAAUUGUCAAACACACCUAACCAUUCUUGGAAAAACUUAUACAAAGUUGAAGGUGACCCUAUUGGACGUGGUUAUGCCGGGAAAGUUUACAAAAUUACUACUGGUAACAUGGAGCUACUGGAUCCUUUGAUAGUGACGAAGUCCCAGCUCACAGCAACAAUGUAUUCAGAAAGUGCUUAUACUGAGCCCGGAGAAUACUUAGCCUGCAAAGUCAUCCGUAGAUUUCGUGGAGGAAAGGAUACUAUUGCAAAAAUUACCUCUGAAGUUCAAGCUAUGGUCAGUUUGCAAAGAGAUCAUCUUAAUACUUAUCAUAACUCUGUGUAUAAUAAGCCAUCUGAUAAACCUUCCAGAAUUUGUAACUAUCGAGUUCCUCCUAAAUCAGCCUCACCUAAGCUGUUCGCAGUAUAUAAAGACUCAAUGGAAGUUGCUAUUAUCAUGGAGUACGCUAGUGGUGGAUCUCUAUACGACUUGUGUAGAUCUGCUUAUCUGUAUGACUUUGCUGCUAGUUCAAUCAGUUCUCCUUGCGGUGAUUUAUCCGUUCCUAAUUCUGGUGUUUCUAAUUCACACACAACAAUCCCACAGUCGAAAUACCCUGGUUCAUUUGAUGGAUUGCCUGAAUCAUAUAUUCGUCAACUACUAACCAGCAUCCUUGAAGCUUUGGUCUACAUGCAUGAUACUCUUAGAAUGGUUCACCUAGAUGUUAAGGCUGAAAAUCUUUUACUGCGUCAACCCUAUCCGUCUACUGAUGUAUUUUUCACAGAUUUCGGUUUAGCGACCAUAUUAACUGAAGGUAAACAACAUCGUGAGCUUGCAGGAACUCCUGAUUAUGUUGCACCGGAAAUUAUUAACUAUGAUCCUAUCACAUUUGCUACAGAUAUGUGGUCUGUUGGGGUUCUUACAUAUUAUCUACUUACUGGAAUCUCUCCAUUUCUUGGUGAAGAUAAGUACAUCACAAUGCAAAAUAUUACUCAUAAUACAAUUACGUAUCCUGAUUCCCUUUUUAAUAAUCGUUCACCCGAUUCAAUUGACUUUAUUCAGCGCCUUCUACAACGUUCACCAACACAACGUAUGUCUGCUAAAGAAUGUCUCAAUCAUCCUUGGCUCAUCCAGUCAUUAAAUCAACCAAUCAUAAUCGAAACAGAAAUUAAUCAUCAAUCAUCACAAACCAUACUGUAUAAUAACAAGAAUAGUAGUAGUAAUGAUGAUAAUGUGAAAUACGCUAUUGAAUUAUUCAUUGUAGAUCCAGUUGUUGAAAUUGUUGAUGAAUUUAUAUCCCCACAUUGCUUAGCCCAGUUCAUAGUACAAUCUCCUGUAUAUAUUGUUCCAUAUGUAGAUGUUGUUAGUCAAACAAAUUUUUCUAAACUAAUGCCUUCACUAAAAUUAUGUGUUAACUAUCCUCCUAUUAUCAACUCAGAAGCAACUACACAUUUUACCUCUUCAAUAAACAACCACCCAUCAUCAUCCGAAAAGUUUAUUAGAACGAUAUCCAAAAAAUUAAUCAAUGGACAUUUCAAUCUACUUAAAAGUCUUUCCGAGUUAACCAAAAUUUGUUCAAUUAAUUCGAACAACGACAAUCGUUACGUUGAUGCUGACAAGUGUUAUCAAUUGAUGAAUGGGCAUCCCAUUGGUAUACAUGAUGAAUCAAGAUCAUUAACCAGUUAUUCUAAACUAUCCAUCGACAACGUGUCGAAUUCUAACGUAGUUGAGUAUAAUAGUUGGAGAAACACCAAAUCAAUUGGAAAUUAUGUAUCAAUUAAUUUAUUCAUUUCAAAUUAUUUGCAAGAAUAUCAAUUAUUCUUAAUGUUUUGUAAUUUAAAUUAUUAUAAAUCACUUGAUCGUCAUUUUUAUUUCUUUAACCGUCAUAAUACUACUAAUAUUGUUGAUAGUAGUAGUAGUAAUAGUAUCAAAGAGACUAUUAAUACAAAUACUGAAUUAUUUGUAAAUUUUCCAUUGUCAAGCGAAAUUCACCACCAGAAACAACAACUUAAUGAAAAUGAUAUAACUCAAAAUGUAAUGAAUAGAAAUUAUGAAACGAAAGAAUUAAUUAAAAUAUCUAAAUAUACUACUGAUAUAAUGCCAAAAGUAAAUGAAAUUAUAUCGAAGAAUUUUAUAAAUUCACAUAUUUCCACAAUUCGUAUUGAAUUAAAUUCAUCAAUAAAAGAAAAAUUCAAACUAAUGAAUUCCUCAGAUGGUCAUUAUAAUUUUAAUCAUAAAAGAGACUAUUUGUCCUAUGACUUUUUAAAUAAAGCAUGGAUUAAGCAUAAUUAUAAUAGUGGAAAUGAUAAUAAAGCAUGGAAUUUAUUCAAUUCUCCUCUAAUCACUUCAUCUUCAAUGUUGUUUUCUUUACGUAAUCAUCAUCAUCAUCAUCAUAUUCGAUACAAUUCAAUCAUUAGCAAUCAAACAACUUUCAACAUCAACCAAUUCACCAACGAUUCAUUCAAUAAUUAUGACCGCUACCAAUUAAAAUAUCAAUAUCAACAAAAUCAAACUACAAUUAUAAAAUUAUCUAAUAUUAAUCAAAUUAAAUAUAUAAAUUUACCAUUUACAUGCAUAGUAAAUCGUACACAAUUAAUUAAAACAAGAUUAUUUCAUGAUUUAUUCAAUUGGAUUAAUUUAUUUUUAAGAAAUCUUUUAAAUUUAUUAUUUUUUUUAUUACCAUCAUUAUUUGGUAAAUAA
Schistosoma margrebowiei is the source of this 2727-nucleotide messenger RNA. The record is from the annotation of a GenBank genome assembly. Lineage: Eukaryota; Metazoa; Platyhelminthes; Trematoda; Strigeidida; Schistosomatidae.